CGUCUUCCCACUGAUUUGGUCCCUGACUGCUACAACAUCACCUUGUGGCCUCGCCUCAGCCCUGAACCAAGUUCCGGCCUCUACAUUUUUACAGGCCGAUCCACUCUGAUGUUUAAGUGCGUGAAAGAAACUGAUCUGAUCCUGAUCCACUCCAACAAACUCAAGUACACUAAGCUGAACGACACACACAUUGCCAGGCUCAUCGCUUCAGGUGGUGGAUCUGCUCCCACAAUUAAGUCCUGCAGGCUGCAGUCUGAGACCCAGUAUCUGGUUAUCCAGCUCAAUAGUAAAUUAACUCAAGGACAGAAGUAUGAGCUGUACACAGAGUUCACUGGAGAACUAGCUGAUGACUUGGCAGGCUUUUACCGGAGUGAAUAUGAGGAAGAUGGAGUCCGAAAGAUUGUUGCCACCUCUCAGAUGCAUCCAACUCAUGCCAGGAAGACCUUCCCUUGUUUUGAUGAGCCAGCUAUGAAAGCCGUUUUCAAUAUAACUCUCAUCCACCCCCCUGGAACUGUAGCCCUAUCCAACGGCAUGGAAAUAGAUAUUGUUAACACCAGUAUCGAUGGAGUAGCUGUGACACAGACCAGGUUUGAGCCAACCAAGAAAAUGUCCACCUAUUUACUGGCCAUCGUCGUCUCUGAAUACUCAAACAUCAGCGCCACACAAGGAGAGACUCUGAUCCGUAUCUGGGCUCGCAGGACAGCCAUUGACCAGGGACAAGGAAACUACGCCCUCAAUGUGACUGGACCCGUACUGGACUUCUUCCAGAUGUACUAUAACAUUUCCUACCCUCUGAGCAAGUCAGACCAAAUUGCUCUGCCAGACUUCUUCUUUGGUGCAAUGGAGAAUUGGGGUCUGGUGACGUACAGAGAAACCAACCUUCUCUAUGACCCCAUGACCUCCUCCAACAGAAAUAAAGAGACCACUGCCACCAUCAUUGCUCAUGAGCUAGCACACAUGUGGUUUGGAAACCUGGUGACUCUGCGCUGGUGGAAUGAGGUCUGGCUGAAUGAGGGCUUUGCUUCAUAUGUGUCUUACCUGGGAGCAGACCACGCUGAGCCCAGCUGGAAUGUGAAAGACUUGAUAGUACUUGAUGACAUCCACAGGGUGUUUGCAGUCGAUGCUUUGGCCUCUUCUCAUCCUCUGUCAUCUAAAGAAGACAGUAUCAUCCUGCCAGACCAGAUCACUGAGCAGUUUGAUGCCAUCUCAUACAGCAAGGGUGCAGCUGUGUUGAGGAUGCUGUCUGAUUUUCUCUCGGAGCGUAUCUUUGUCCAGGGACUCAGUAGUUACCUCAAUCACUUUGCCUACAAUAACACAGUGGGGAACGACUUAUGGCACCAUCUACAGAUGUUAUAAACUUGGAGAUGAAGAGCGGUGGUUUGUGGGUUCUGGCCAACAUCAAUGUAACUGGAUAUUACCGGGUAAACUAUGACCUUGGAAACUGGGAUAGCCUACUUGCUCAACUUCACUCAGGGCACCAGGUUAUACCAGUGAUAAACAGAGCCCAGCUUGUGGAUGAUGCUUUCAAUUUGGCCAGGGCUCAGCUAGUCACCACUACUCUUGCUCUGAGGACAACCUCUUAUCUGUCUGCAGAGACAGAAUACUUACCCUGGCAGUCUGCUCUGGAUAAUCUGAAUUUUUACUACCUCAUGCUGGACCGUACUGAAGUCUAUCAGCCUAUGCAGGACUACAUAAAGAAGCUGGUAACGCCCCUCUUCCUGCACUUCAAGAACAUGACAUCAAAUUGGACCCAUGUUCCUUACAGACACACUGAUCAGUAUAACCAGGUGAACGCCAUCCGAAUGGCCUGCAGCACUGGAGUAACAGAAUGCCAGAACCUGACCAACACAUGGUUUGAGCAAUGGAUGGACAGCCCUCAACAGAAUUUGAUCCAUCCCAACCUGCGUUCAGCAGUGUACUGCAGUGCCAUGGCCGCAGGAGAUAAAGCAGAAUGGGAUUUUGGAUGGGAACAGUUCAAGAAUGCUGCUGUAGCCAGUGAAGCCAGCAAACUCAUGUCUGCACUGGCCUGUACCACCAAAACACAACUGCUGGAAAGGUAUCUGUCUUACACCUUAAACUCAACUUUAAUCCGUAAGCAGGACGCCACCUCUGUCAUCACUGCUGUUGCCAGCAACAGAGUGGGACAGACUCUGGCAUGGGACUUUGUCAGGAAAGAGUGGGAAUACAUGUUUACACAAUAUGGUGUGGGCUCUUUCUCCUUUGCCUCUAUGAUCAGUGGGGUCACAGCAAGGUUCUCUACGCUUGAUGAACUACAACAGCUGGAGCAGUUUGUGGAGGAGCAUAAAGCAGCAGGGUUUGGCUCUGCCACGCUUGCUGUGAAGCAGGCCUUGGAGAAAACCAAAGCUAACAUCAAGUGGCUGGAACAGAACAAGAAUGAGGUGUUGGACUGGUUCAACAGUCAGACUUGACAUCAGAGUCACUAAGAGAGAGAGAGAGAGCUGAAAGCUAUAAUGUUAUAUUUUUCUCCUCUACAUAAAGGACCAGUGAAGGACCCAGUUAUAAGGUGUUAGUACCACAGUAAUGCUCAUUCUUUUUUAAUAACACAAUGAAUAUGGUGUAUUCUUAUGUAACAAAACACAAAACAAUGAUGUGGUGUCCAAAUAACUCAGAUUUAAAGGUCCAGUGUUUAACAGCAUCUAGUGGUGAAAUUGCAAAUUGCAACUCCCUUGUUUCACCCCCUCUUCCAAGCAUGAAGGAAAACUACGGUGGCCACGAAACGUGCGAAAAGUGCAAACGACCGUACCUGGUGCCAGUGUUUCGAUCGUCCCUCCUGGGUUAGUGUAGAAAUGUGGAGGUUCAACAUGGUGGUCCCCAUAUAAAAGGAGAUAAAAACGACCGUUAAGUCUUUAUAAAUAAUUUUAUAAGGAGUUUGGUGUUGA
Morone saxatilis (striped sea-bass) is the source of this 2900-nucleotide messenger RNA. Its product is annotated as aminopeptidase N-like. NCBI's taxonomy places the organism in Eukaryota, Metazoa, Chordata, Actinopteri, Moronidae. The record is from RefSeq and is a predicted model, not a curated record. Gene Ontology annotation, molecular function: metalloaminopeptidase activity; zinc ion binding; peptide binding. Gene Ontology annotation, cellular component: cytoplasm. Gene Ontology annotation, biological process: peptide catabolic process; proteolysis.